Molecule: messenger RNA, 1067 nt
Organism: Juglans regia (Persian walnut)
Lineage: Eukaryota; Viridiplantae; Streptophyta; Magnoliopsida; Fagales; Juglandaceae
Product: LOB domain-containing protein 1-like
Exons: 2
Coding region: 17-721 (234 amino acids)
Source: RefSeq, a predicted model, not a curated record
UCUCUCUCCCGAAAAAAUGGAAUACAUGAAGGGCAAAGCUAUGACACCACAACCAACACCAAUAACUGUCUCCCCUCCAUUCUCUAGCUCUCCAUCUUCUUCUCUUUCACCUCCCCAAUCCUCUCCAAGCUUGUCUCCACCUUCUAAAUCUUCUCCGUUUUUUCCAUCAUCUUCAGUACAGCACUUUUCUUCUCCUAAUACUGAAAUUCCUCCCUCUCCUCCGCCUGUUGUUCUCAGCCCAUGUGCCGCCUGCAAGAUCCUUCGCCGCCGCUGUGGGGAGAAAUGUGUUUUAGCUCCAUACUUUCCUCCAACUCAUCCACUUAAGUUCACCAUUGCUCACAGGGUCUUUGGAGCGAGCAACAUCAUCAAAUUUUUGCAGGAAAUUCCGGAGUCCCAGAGAGCAGAUGCAGUGAGCAGCAUGGUUUAUGAAGCAAAUGCCAGGAUUCGAGACCCAGUCUACGGUUGUGCUGGUGCAAUUUGUCAACUUCAAAAACAAGUUAGCGAGCUUCAAGCACAAUUGGCAAAGGCGCAAGCUGAGCUCGUCAACAUGCAAUACCAGCAAGCCAAUUUGGUUGCCUUGAUUUGCAUGGAAAUGACAAAAUCUCAGGAGUGUUACAACGGUGUUAUAAAUGAGCAAUUACAAGUUAUACCAUCUGUUGAUACAGGAAGUCUUUUAGAGGAUAACAAUUUGGCCUUGGCUUGGGAACCUCUUUGGACAUGAUCAUCAUCGAUCAUGCAUCAACAGCGGAAUGAAAAUUUUCGGUCAACUUUCCAGCAGGUGGGGUCCGGCCGGGAUGCGAUCGUGAUCAAGAUCGAACAUAUAUAUGAAUUAGAGAAUAUUUGCAAUAAAGUAAUUUACUAAUUUGUUAUGGUAGAUCAUGAUGAUGUUUCUGCACUAGACCUCAUGUCGUCAUUAUUGACGAGGGAAACCUUUUACCUACCAGUAGUACUAUCUGUAUUACGUACAUUGAAAAUUAAGGAGUAAUUGAGAGAGAGAGAGAGAAAAAUAAAAUAAAAAAUAGAGCAAAACUUGAAGGAAAUAAUUAGGAAUGUAUAAGGACAUCGAU